UCCGUGACCUAUUUCUACCCACACCGACUAUCACAGCCAAGCGGAGAAGCACCUGAAACUAAAUUAACUCGUUUAGAGAAUAAAACUAGCAGCAUUCGGCGACUAGAACAGCCAGAGAUCUGUACCGUUUCAUCUGUUGUCCAGUCGGGGUUAUUCUGGCGCUAGCGGGCCGCGCCAAAGAUGAGUAUUUUCGUGGCGAGCCUGUGGGUGUUGGUGGUGAUUUGUGUUGUGUUGUUUCUAUACACGCGUUCAGACACCACUGCAUCGGGGGAUGCGUCGUUUAGAAGUUUUCAGCUCACCUAUCUCGUGGUCUACAUGCUGGCUAUGGCUGGGGACUGGCUGCAGGGACCCCAUGUGUACGCCCUCUAUCAGCACUAUGGAAUGAGCACUCAUGACAUUGAGGUGCUCUUCGUGGCAGGCUUUGGCGCCAGUAUGAUCUUUGGGACUGUGGUCGGUUCAUUUGCUGACAAGUAUGGAAGACGAGCCAACUGUAUCCUGUAUGGUGUUCUGUAUGGUCUGGCGUGUGUCACUAAGCACUUUGGCAAUUUCUGGAUCCUUAUGAUUGGUCGGCUACUAGGAGGUACAGCUACUUCCAUAUUAUAUAGUGCUUUUGAAUCCUGGCUGGUGUAUGAACACAAUAAGAGAGGAUUUAGUCAGGAUCUUCUCGGAACCUUAUUUUCUCACGCCACCCUGGGGAACUCCUUGGUGGCCAUCUUGGCUGGAUUUGUGGCACAAUUCUUCGCUGACAGUUUUGGUUUUGUAGCUCCGUUUGAUGUGUCCUUGACUGUCCUGGCUAUCAUGUGUGUGGUGAUCAUAUUUACCUGGUCCGAAAACUAUGGGGACUCCGCUGUCAACGUGCGCACUUCAUUUGUUAGUGCUAUCAAAUCUAUCAAAUCAGACCGCAAGAUAUUAUGCCUGGGUGUGAUCCAGUCUCUCUUUGAGGGAUCCAUGUAUACCUUUGUCCUGGAGUGGACACCUGCACUGACCCCUGUGGCCACAACAGCAUCCAGUGUGGCCAGCAGGAGGCUCCUGGAGGAGGAAGACGUCACCGUAGAGGGGCACAGAGGGGCUAUACCACAUGGGUAUAUCUUUGCAGCAUUUAUGAUUGCUAUUAUGAUUGGGUCAUCUCUAUUUAAGAUACUAUGUAGAUGGACCUCCAUUGAGUCAUUCAUGAGACCUGUGUUAUUCAUAUCAGCUGUAGCACUGUGUACACCUAUAGUGUGCCCGGGGAACCAGCUUGUAAUCUUCAUUGGUUUCCUGGUAUUUGAGGUGUGUGUGGGGUUGUUCUGGCCCUCCCUGGGGACUAUGAGGGGGAAGUAUGUCCCUGAGGAGACUCGUGCUACUAUAAUGAACUGUUUCCGGAUCCCGCUGAAUCUCAUUGUAGUUAUUAUAUUAGUCCAGAACCUGAGGAUGGACUUGAUAUUCAAGUGUUGUGUGAUGUUUCUUCUGUGUGCUUGUCUCAGUCAGCAUGUAUUAUAUAGAGAUAGUUUAAAUGUGAGCAAAGCUCUCCCUGAAACCAGUGGUGAAGCCAGCAGACAAGAUGCAGGCAAGAUGCCUUUGAUCAAAGAAGACAUGGUGGAAGCAAAUGGCAAUGAGGAUGAUGAUCAGAACUAAUGAGAAGAAGACAAAAUGACUUAUUUUAGGAGGUGGUUGUCAACUCAAAGUGUUGACUCUUAUUUUGACUGUGAAUUCUCACUGGUUUAUUGUGAUUAAGUUUUUAAUGAUACGAUAUUUCUCUUUAUGUGGAAUUCUUAUGGUAAUGAAUAAUUUCUCUCUGAUUUUCAAGUGGUAUUCUAUGUUAGUUAAUCUAUUUUUAUUUUAUUUUUGUGGGGAUGACAAUGUGGAUGCUGCCAGCAAAAUAUAUUUACCCAAGCUAGCCUUGAGUCAAGUCUUGAAACUUUGCAUAAAUUCAAGCAAGAUUUUAUGAGGCUUGGAAGAGAGUGGGUACAGAAACGUUGAGAGGCAAGCAAUUGUGGUACAGCAAUGAAAAAAUGACAAUUUACACACAAAUAUUUUUAUCGUUGUUUCCUCUGGAGAUUUGCAGAAUUACAGCUUUGCGUGCUCAAAACGUGGUAAGAAGUCACCAUGCUUUGUGUUUUACUUAUGUAUUGUUUUCUAGGGCAACAUUCCUGGAAUAUUAAAGGGAUAAUAAUUCCUCAUUUUGGUGGGAGAAGUGCCAUAAAACAGAUUUUCCUGGGAUAAAUGAUGAUGGCAUGCACAAAUUUCAGAAUAACUGCUUUUACCACCUUG
Molecule: messenger RNA, 2250 nt
Organism: Lingula anatina
Lineage: Eukaryota; Metazoa; Brachiopoda; Lingulata; Lingulida; Lingulidae
Product: solute carrier family 61 member 1-like
Biological process (GO): molybdate ion transport
Cellular component (GO): membrane
Molecular function (GO): molybdate ion transmembrane transporter activity
Source: RefSeq, a predicted model, not a curated record